Messenger RNA from Branchiostoma floridae (Florida lancelet), 4560 nucleotides. RefSeq names its product allene oxide synthase-lipoxygenase protein-like. NCBI's taxonomy places the organism in Eukaryota, Metazoa, Chordata, Leptocardii, Amphioxiformes, Branchiostomatidae. Gene Ontology annotation, biological process: lipid oxidation; linoleic acid metabolic process. Gene Ontology annotation, molecular function: heme binding; oxidoreductase activity, acting on single donors with incorporation of molecular oxygen, incorporation of two atoms of oxygen; protein binding. The record is from RefSeq and is a predicted model, not a curated record. The transcript has 18 exons. The coding region runs from base 137 to 3364 and encodes 1075 amino acids.
GAAAAACCUGUUGUUCCUCUGACGUUGGACGGGGAGGUGUGAAAACAAGGCGUCUCACUGGUUAGUGGGUUAGGUCAGCAAAUCUACAGCCACUUCGGACAGUCCUGACCAUCUGACUCACGCAGGUCCAGUCACCAUGACAACCCAGUGGGAGGCAGAGGGACGAGGGCACAGAUGGAUCAACUAUGCCUACCGGAUCUACAAGCAAGAAGUCGGACAGGAGGAGUUUAGGCAGAAACUGUCCGAGCAGUUCACGCCUCAGCCUGACCCGAGUAUCUUCAGCAAGGUCAGCAUCAACUCCAAGGUCGACAAGUUGCGGCUGAUCUUCACUUCAUCGUCCCUGGCGACGGGGAAGCGUCCAUUCCACGCCGUGGGGGUGGGCGCCGUCGGCAACGCGACUGUCGUGAGUGAGCCGACCUUUCCCGAACACGAGUUCUUCAAACCGGGAAGGGUGUUUCCCAUCCGCGUUCGUCACUCCAACUUCAACCAGGUUGACGACGCCAGUAUUGACAUCCGUGGCGCGGCACUGAAGUUUGAUGACGUCGACGUGGACGGUCCCUUUGAUCUGAUGAUGGCCACCGGGGCCAUGGCGCCAUAUUGGAACAUCUCCAGCUUUGAGGAGUACCUGAACUCCCGGGGAAGCCCCGAGAAGACACGGGCGUGGCUCUACAACUUUCCUCAGAAUUACUACGCCUACGUUGACGGAUGCCGCCGCGCACCCAGGUCCUACUCCACCCUGCACUACUACUCCCAGCACAUCUCCCAGUUCCGCGGGAAGGAUGGCGUCCUGCGAUACGUCAAGUACCGCAUGCUGCCGCUAGAUGACGCUGUGGAGUCGGGAUUACUGAGUCAUGAAGAUCAGCGGUCUAUCUGGGACCCCAAGCGCCUCCCAGACGAGGAGCGUGCUCAGAACUACCUACGUCAGGAGUUCGCCGAGCGUCUGAAGAAAGGACCGAUCAACUACAAACUCCAGAUCCAGCUUCACAAGUUCCGGCAAGGCGAUUCGGAGGAGAUCUUCAACGCCUCCAGGGUUUGGGACCCUCAGAAUCACCCGUGGAAAGACCUCGCCGACGUUGCCAUAACGACGCUGUUGCCGGAUCACGUGACGGAGAAGACGAGUUUCGCCAUCGGGAACCAGCCGGACAGCCUGGGGCUGGUGGUGCCGAAGACCGUGGAGGACUACAACAGCGUGCCGCACAUCCUGUCCCGCGCCAUCCCCACAUCCAACACCGCCGUCAGGAUCAGGGCGCCCAAACAGGAGGCACUGGAGGGGCGGAAGCAGACGUACACGGUACAGGUGCGGACAGGUAAGGCUAAAGACGCCGGGACCAGCGGGACGAUCGCCGCUAGCCUGACGGGGCCGCACCGGCGGACCGGACCCAUCCGGCUCAACCAGUCGUCCUUCCAGCCGGGCAAGGACGCCAACUUUGAGAUCGAGGGAGGAGAUGUUGGCGAGGUGUUGAUGCUGACCCUGGAGAGUCCAUCCGGGACAUUGCGGUCGCCAUGGUACCUGGAGAACGUGGUGGUGACUGACAGGAGGAGGGGACGACGGUACGAGUUCCCGUGUCACAACUGGGUCGAGGACAAAGUCACGCUCCGACAAGGAAGAGCGUCCCUGCCCGAUUUCGACACGGAGGUCCUGAGUGCGCAGCGCGACAUGGAAACACAACAGCGCCGUCAGACCAUCAAAUGGAAGCACGACCUGCUAGGCCUACCGGGAUACAUCAAGGCGGAAAAACACGAGGACCUCCCGAAGGACCUCCAGAUCGGCACCGAGAAAACCCGAGAGCUGAAUCGGACCCUGGACAAGAUAGAAAAGGGAGACUUCCCGGAUAUGAUGGAGCGACUUGGAAUGACGACUCUUGCCGAAAAACUGCGAGGCAUGGGAGAAUGGUGGAGCAACCUUUCCAUAUUCCAACGCGCCUUGCCCCCUCCAAGCAGAUGGAAGGGGAUAGAGGACUAUGAGAGGAUCAUGAACACCGUGUGCCCCACCGCGCCUGCGUGUAUCGAAGACUGGGCGAGUGAUGCAGAGUUCGGGAGACAGUUUCUGCAGGGAGUGAACCCGUCUGUGCUGCAGAGGUGUGACAAGGUGCCUCCGUACUUCCCAGUUCCGGAGGAAGCCGUCAAACGGUCCAUGGACUUGGGGAAGACAUUGAGACAAGCUGUGGUGGCUGGAAACGUGUACCUCGCAGACUACGCCAUCUUGGACGGCAUCAUCGCCAACAACGUCAACAACGUGCCCUAUUUUACUACGUCACCACUUGCGCUGUUCUACGUCACUUCCGCGGGAGACUUUCUACCAAUCGCCAUCCAGCUUUACCAGACACCAGGGCCUGAGAACCCCAUCUGGACUCCCAGCGACUCAGAAAGCGACUGGUUAUUGGCCAAGAUCUUCCUGCGUAACGCCGAUGCGUUAGUCCAGCAGCUGGAGGGCCACAUCCUGAAAACCCAUUUGGUAUUGGAGCCGUUUGCCGUCGCCGCCUACCGGAAUCUUCCGGCAUGUCAUCCCGUACACAAGUUGCUCAUUCCGCAUUUGCGUACGACGGCAGCGUUCAACACGAUUCUCCGUGAACGCAUCAUUGCAGAAGGAAGUCCACUAGACAAAUGCAGCUCCCUGGCCGGCCGCUCCCGUCUUCAGGUGAUGGCCAAGGCCUUCAAGACGUUUCACCUGCAGUCCUUGAACCUCCCGGCUAACCUGGCCGAGCAGGGCACGGACGACGCCAUGCGGCUGCCCGGGUACUACUACAGGGACGACGGGCUGAAGCUGUGGCGCGCCACAGAGAAGUACGUCACCGACAUGCUCUCACUCUACUACAAGGACGACGAGGCCGUGAGAGAGGAUGAGGAGGUACAGUUAUGGAUCUGUGACUCACACGAUAACGGCUUCAACUGGGAGGAUAACAUCGACCGCGGUGUGCCGCGCAUGCUCACAUCGCUAGGGGACCUCUGCGAACUGCUCACCAUCAUCAUAUUCACCGCCACAACUCAGCGCGCUGCCCACGCCAAUGGACAGAGAGACAUCUACUCCUUCAUCCCGAACGCGCCCUGGGCCCUGAUGCAGCCCCCUCCUGCCAUCAAGAGGGUCAGCUCGGACGAUGACAUCGCCAAGGUCCUUCCCGCCAAACCCGCGUCACUGAGACAGGCCGCCCUGGCCAACUUCAUCUCAUCGUGCGGGGAAGGAGAGGUGACGCUUGGCAACUUCCCCGAACGCCGUCUGACCGAGGAGGAGGCACAGGAGGUCAUCGCUGAUCUUCAGCUCAACCUCCAGCGGAUCUCCGAGAUCUCGCGAGAGCGCAACCAAACGCUCAAACACCCGUACACCUACCUGCUUCCUGAGAAGAUCCCCAACUCCAUAACUCCGUGAUGACACGUAGAAGAGAAUGCCUCGGCCCUUGGGGCGUCGCCAAAAAUUGGCAUGAAAAGUUUAUUUGAUGAUUUUUGAAGCCAUUGAAAUUAAUAACGAUUAUUUCACAAAUUCUAGCAGUGUGUACGUAGCGCUUCUAUGAAACCAGUCAACACAAGUGUCGAAAUAAGAAUUUGAACAUAUAUUACAUUAUGUUUUAUCAUAGCCACUGAAUUUACUUAUUACGUUAUUGUGGAACCAUAAAAAAUGCUUGCUUUCAUAUAAAAGAGCCCUCAAAACUAUUACAACUUGCACAGAAGUCUGUUGAUAUACGUAUGCGUUUCAUGAAAAAUGCAUUUAUGGAUAGACAAGCAUAGAAAAAACGAUGAUCUUACAUGCCGCUUAAUAAUGAAAUUAUUAUACUAGCUAAGUACUAGAGCAUGAUAAUGUACAGAUACGCAUAUAAAAACGCAAUCAAGUUAAUACCUAACACGGUGCACCGGUGUAAGCUUCGGAAAGCGAAAGGUGCUUUAAACAAAGUAAUAAUGGUCAAUAGAAAUAUUCAUUCUAGAAAUAACACUCCAAUUAAUCAAUUUGGAUUUUAUUGUGGUAAACAAUAAUUCAAACCAUAAUAACACAUAAUUUUAGGCAAUAAGGCAAUGUAGUAAGGAGAUUCACGGUUCUAAGUACGCAUGUGCAACAGAGUGCAUUAUGGGUAAGAAUGUGAAGGGACCUUGCAAAUAGAGCAAAACACGUCUGGACAUUGUUAUGCAAAUCGGACAAUAUUUGAGACAAGAACUAUUUACAACUUAGUGGCUAUCAACUUUGACGUAUUGCCAACAAUGCAUUGCGUUGCACAUGCGUACUUACAAUCGUCAACAACCAUGCACCCAACGAGGUAUGGAGAAUAAAAGGCGCUCAGUAGAAAUGACACUCCCAGCUUUGGUUCUUUUCUUUUAGAUGAAAAAACAUUCGCUGCUUGAGGCACAAUGAUAUAACUUUAGGCAAUAAAGGCAAUGUAAUAUACUUUGGGGAAUUAAGCAUUAAACAAUGUGGUACUGAGUGUAGUGACCUUUAGCAUACUAACCAAUGUAUGCCAACACUUGCUACAAUCACGUACAGACAGCAAAUGUCUUGUUGAAGGAUACUUCCGUUCUGGUAUCCAGAUAAUCCAAAUGUAACACUCGACAGAAUGUAGAUUAAACUGAUAGGAACAA